CCUUCUUUUCCUUGGUAGAAAGUGGUGUCACUUGGGCUUCUAAGGCACACUUACACGAACAGGUAAGCAUCUGCCAACAGCCUCAAGCCUAAUUCUUCUAGCAUUUUCAAAUGCUGGGCACCUCUGUAAUCAAUCCAUUCAAGAGCAGAUUGCCUCCGGAGAGGAAAUGAAACAAAUAGCUUAUGGAAGAGUAGCAGAUCCAAGAACACGAAUCAAGUCCCGAGUCUAGGCCAGGCUUCUUUCGGCUAAUUGAUGAACAAAGUUAAAACCAAUCCCAGCAUCUCAAUAAUGCUCGCUGCCUGGCUUAAACAGCAAUAGAGAAGUCCUGACAGCCCCCAGAGUAGAAUGAUUUCAGAACUCUUUGUGUGUGUGUACAUGCGCGUGUGUGUGUACGUGCGUGUGCACGUGCAUGCAAGAGGGGGGUGGCCAGGCUUUCAGGAUCCAGAGGGCCCUUCCAGGCACAUGUGGUCAAUGGUCUGUCAGUGCAUAGAGUCAGCUCUACUUUUCUUACAAACCAACCCAAUCUGAAACCAAACAGGAGGAACUGGUGGCAGAGGGCCUCUGGGCCUUGCGUAGGCACUGGGAGUGGUGCUUCUGAGUAGAGGCUUUGCAGUCAGACAAGCAUAUUAACUGUUUGGCCUUAGGCAAGUAGCUUAGCUUUUCUGCGUCUCAGUAGAAGACUCUGUUAUACGGGAGAAACACCCACCUCACUGCACUGUUGCGAAGAUUAAGCACAAGAGAGUGUGCCAACCACUUAGCAACUGGUCUGCGUGCUAGUAAUACCUGGGGGCUGUGGUGGUCUGAGACGAGGAUUCUGGAGAGCAGAGGAUGGGGCACCGGAGAGCUUCAGCACUUCGGGUGUUCAUGCCUAAUGUUUCCACAAUUCAAAGGCAAGUUUAGAAGGUGGAAGCAAUGUAAGCAAAAGGUGGUAUGUCCAUACAGUGGAGUAUUACUCAGCCUUAAAAAGGGAGGGAAUUCUGACACCUGCUACACACGACAGAUGACACCUGAAGAUGUUAGGCUAAAUGAAAUCAGCCUGUCACACACACACAAAAAUACCAUACGAUUCCAUUUACGUGGGGGACCUGGAGUAGUCACAUUCAUGGCGACAGAAUGGUGGUUGCCAGGGGCUUGAGGUGGGGCAAAAGGAGAGUUGUUUAAUAUGUAGUUUCAGUCAGGGAAGACGAAUUCUGGAGAAAGAUGGCACACAACGGUGUGAAUGGGCUUAAUGCCCCUGAACUGGACACUUAAAAAUGGUUAAUGUCAAUUUUAUGGCCUUUCUGGUGGUGACGACCUGCCCAUAAGAAUAUGCCCCUCACGAAGGACCUUCUCCACCCAUCCCUGGAAGAGGAGAAGAGGAAGCACAACAAGAAGCGCCUGGUGAAGAGACUCAACUCCUGCUUCAUGGACGUGAAAUGCCCGGGAUCCUACGAAGUUACUACCGUCUCUAGCCACACACAAACCGUAGUUGUUUGCCGGCUGUCCCUCUGCCCUUUGCAGCCCACAGGAGGAAAAGCAAGGCUUACAGAGGGAUGCUCCUUCACACAGAAGCGGCACUAAAAGCACCCAAAAUGAAGAUGAGUGGGAAACUAUCCCAAUAAACACAUUUUGGAUUUUAAAAAAAAAUGUCGGGGCGCCUGGACGGCUCAGUCGGUUAAGCAUCUGACUCUUGAUUUCAGCUCAGGUCAUGAUCUCGGGGUCCUGAGAUUGAGCCCUGCAUCGAGCUGCGCAUUGGAUUCCGCGCUCUGCAGAGUCUGCUUGUCCCUCUUCUUUCCCUUACUCUCAGCUCUCUCUUUUCCUU
Molecule: messenger RNA, 1801 nt
Organism: Mirounga angustirostris (Northern elephant seal)
Lineage: Eukaryota; Metazoa; Chordata; Mammalia; Carnivora; Phocidae
Product: small ribosomal subunit protein eS27-like
Exons: 1
Coding region: 1309-1560 (83 amino acids)
Biological process (GO): translation; ribosomal small subunit assembly
Cellular component (GO): cytosolic small ribosomal subunit; ribosome
Molecular function (GO): RNA binding; structural constituent of ribosome
Source: RefSeq, a predicted model, not a curated record